Asparagus officinalis (garden asparagus) is the source of this 685-nucleotide messenger RNA. RefSeq names its product 14 kDa proline-rich protein DC2.15-like. Lineage: Eukaryota; Viridiplantae; Streptophyta; Magnoliopsida; Asparagales; Asparagaceae. Bases 59 to 481 code for a protein of 140 amino acids. The record is from RefSeq and is a predicted model, not a curated record. The transcript has a single exon.
ACAAAGAAGUACUAAAUUCACUACUACUUGUGAAUUCCGAACACUUCCUACUAUCCUAAUGGCAGCUACCAAGGCCUCUCUAGUCCUCUUCCUAACCCUAAACAUCCUCUUCUUCAACCUCGUCGCCUCUUUCGUCGCCUCUUGGCCUCCCCCAAAGCCCUGCCCAUGCCCACCAAAGCCCGGCCCAAGCCCACCAAAGCCCGGCCCAAGCCCAUCCACGGGCAAGUGUCCCAUUGAUGCACUCAAGCUCGGAGUGUGUGCUGAUGUUCUCGGCAGCCUUCUCAACGUCACCAUCGGCAACCCACCAAAGAAGCCAUGCUGCUCUCUUCUCGGCAAUCUUGUCGACCUUGAGGCCGCUGUUUGCCUAUGCACAGCAGUGAAACUCAACCUUCUCGGCCUCAACCUCAAUAUUCCUGUUGACCUGAGCCUCCUACUUAACUACUGUGGAAAGAAGUAUCCCAAGGGAUUCCAGUGCCCAUAAAUGACAUGGUCGUGAAAUUUGCUUGAUCUGCUUGCGUGGUGAUUUGUUACAUUAUUCUCGAUGCAUGUUAUUGUUUGUAUUUGUUUUUGUUUCUGUUUUUAUGUUUGGUUGCUGUAAAGGGUGCUAGCUAGCGUGCGAGUGUGUGCAGGCUAUAUCUGUUAUGUAUUCCAAAUUUUAUAAAUAAAAAAAAUUUGUUGUGCUCUA